GACGGUUUUACGCCAUUGGCGGUAGCCCUUCAACAGGGCCACGAUCGGGUGGUGGCGACUCUGCUGGAGCGGGACUCGAGGAGUCGCGCGGGUCUCCCUGCACUGCACGUGGCGGCGCGCAAAGACGACGUCAGCGCCGCCAACCUCCUGCUCAUGAGCCCCGACGCCAAUGUGAAUCACCAGUCCCAGCCCGGCUUCACCGCCCUGCACAUUUCCGCGCACUACGGCUCAACGAAUGUCGGAGCGCUCCUAAUUCAGCGCGGCGCAGACGUCAAUUUCCAGGCCAAGAACAACGUGACACCGCUGCACGUGGCAGCCAAGUGGGGUCGUGUCCAGAUGGUGAAGCUGCUGUUGGACAGCGGCGCCCACGUGGACAGCCGCACUCGCGACGGCCUCACGCCGCUGCACUGCGCCGCGCGAUCCGGCCACAACACCGUCUGCACCAUGCUCAUCGACGCCGGCUGCAACCCCUCGGCCAAGACCAGGAACGGACUCACGCCCUUGCACAUGGCAGCCCAGGGCAACCACGACGAUGUCGCCCGUAACCUGAUCUCGCGCGGAGCCUGUCUCCAGGCCGUCACCGGGGACUUCCUGAAUCCCCUCCACGUCGCCGCCCAUUGUGGAAACGUGAAGGUCGCUCGCACCCUAUUGGACAAGGGCUGCGAUAUGAACGCGCGCGCUUUGAAUGGCUUUACACCGCUUCACAUUGCCUGCAAAAAGAACAAGAUUCCGGUAGCCGAACUCCUCCUUGGCUACGGCGCGCAGAUCUCCAGCACAACAGAGGUUUGUCAUUUGAUGCUGCCUUGUUUGUGCGCCAAAAGCGCCUCUCACUCCUUCCUCCCAUCCCACCAUCAGGCCGGUCUAACUCCCCUGCACGUCGCCGCCUUCAUUGGAAGUCCCGAACUGGUGCGUCUGCUGCUGGAGCACGGUGCCUCGGUGGACCAGGCGACGAUGCGCGGCGAGACGCCGCUGCACCUCGGCGCUCGCUCGUCCAGGCUGAAGGUUGCUGAACUGCUGCUCUCUCACGGAGCUGCUGUCGACGCUAGAGCUAAGGUACGCGCCCCUUCCUCUCCCCCUCUCUCUCUUUGA
Messenger RNA from Mesocestoides corti, 1089 nucleotides. The record is from the annotation of a GenBank genome assembly. NCBI's taxonomy places the organism in Eukaryota, Metazoa, Platyhelminthes, Cestoda, Cyclophyllidea, Mesocestoididae.